AUGAAGAUGUCGGACGCCUGGGAGAACCAUCUCCACCUCUCUCUCCUCGGCGAACAUGUCCUCUUCCGACAUCUGCAGCUCGAUUCUGCCUGGACGUUCAUUCUUGCAUCAAUCCUCACAGUGUUCAUAUGUCUCACCGAGCGACUCUUGACGUAUGGCCUAUCGAACCGCUGGGACCCGUCACGAUCGUGCCGCUCAGGCUCGCGCCUCCGUAUUCUCGUAUGGCGUACAUGUUUGUACUGGGUGGUCACCUUUGACAGAUUGUUGUACAUGCUUAUUGCAAUGACGUUCAACCUUGGUCUAAUUAUAAUUACAGCCACCUCUCUAUCAGCUGGUCAGUUCGUUAUCGAGUAUCUGAACACGCCUGCUGCCCAUCCUCCCGACCCCGAGAAUGUGAAGGAGCCGCUUCUCUCUGACUGCUACGAGCCGCCGACGCGGCGCGAAUCUUACCCUCCUCCAGUAAAUACGACAGGCCGGCCCCGCUCCAAGUCUAAACCCGAGAGCAUAUUCAUCCACCCCUCCGAGUCGAACAUUGCACGUGCCGACGUGGCUGCCAUGCAGCUUGGUUUGUCUGGCGACACAGAUAUCGUCAAGUGGAAUGCCUACCCGGACAACGGCGAUGCCUGGCAGCUGGGCAAGGGCAAAGACGUCGCGCGAGAGCUGUUGGGUCGACCAUAA
This is a messenger RNA of Sparassis crispa, 678 nucleotides long. RefSeq lists its product as hypothetical. Bases 1 to 678 code for a protein of 225 amino acids. The transcript has 6 exons. The record is from RefSeq and is a predicted model, not a curated record. Lineage: Eukaryota; Fungi; Basidiomycota; Agaricomycetes; Polyporales; Sparassidaceae.